AUUGAUGGGGUAACUGGUAAGUCGUACACCUUCCGGCAAUUAAAAGACCUUGUUUAUCGAUGUGGAAGUGGGUUAACUAAAGCUGGAUUCCACCAAGGAGACGUGUGCGUUUUAUACCUACCAAACCUGCCAGAAUUUUUUGUUGCAUUUUAUGGCAUUGCAUCUAUUGGAGGAACCGUAUCCCCUGCAAAUCCAGUGUACACUGUUUAUGAACUAACUACUCAACUUAAACAUUCCGGUGCUCAAUGGAUGAUAACAACAUCUGAGUUGGCUGGUAAGGCCAGACAGGCAGCACAAAGGGUGUCUGGGAUUAAGGCUUUGUAUGUGAUUGGUGAUGAAUCCAUGGAAGGAUGUCGAUCUUUUGUCGCUGACUUAAUGGAGGAUGACGGAUCAGCGUUUCCUAUCAAUGUUCGAAUUAACCCAGCGGAAGAUGUCGUUGCUUUACCGUAUUCAAGCGGUACAACUGGUUUACCGAAAGGUGUGAUGUUGACACAUAGAAACAUGGUUUGCAAUCUCCAUCAGAUGAGAACCCCAGGCAUACUUGAUUUGUCAGUUGAUGAUGUUAUGCUAUGUGUUUUACCAUUCUAUCACUCCUAUGGAAUGGUUGCUGUUCUUGCCAAUGCAUUAAGUCAAGGAGCUAAACUAGUCACGAUGCCAAAAUUUGAACCUCAACAUUUCUUGCAACUCAUUGAAAAAUAUAAGAUAACACAAGGUCUGUUUGUUCCGCCAAUAAUUUUGUUUCUAAUAAAACACCCAAUGGUUGAUCAGUAUGAUCUGUCUAGUCUUGUAUAUAUAUUAAGUGCAGCGGCACCUCUCGGUCCCGAACAUAUCACUGAACUCAAGAAAAAACUAAAGAAUGAAAAUCUAAUUGUGAGACAAGGAUAUGGAUUGACUGAAACUAGUACUGCUUCAAACAUCUGUUCCCGGUAUGAAGAAUUUCAUCCUGGUUCCGUUGGACCAUUAUUACCAAACACACUUGGCAAGGUAGUUGAUCUUAAGACAGGAGAAAAUCUUGCAGCUGGUCAAGAUGGUGAAAUCUGCCUCCGUGGACCCCAGAUCAUGAAAGGCUAUCUAAAUAAUAUACAAGCAACAAACAUGACAGUAAAAGACGGAUGGUUAUAUACUGGUGAUAUUGGUCACUAUGACAACGAUGGUCACUUUUAUAUUGUUGGCCGAUUGAAAGAACUGAUCAAAUAUAAAGGCUUCCAGAUUGCACCAGCAGAAUUGGAAGCUCUGUUAUUGACUCAUCCUCAGAUUCAAGAUGUGGCUGUAAUCGGAAUACCUGAUGAUGAUGCUGGGGAACUUCCUAAAGCAUUUAUCGUACCAAAAACUGAUCAAAUUACAGUGAGAGAAGUAAUCAAAUUUGUAGAAGAAACCGUUUCUCCUCAUAAGCGUCUAAGAGGAGGUGUUCAAUUUGUUGAAGAAGUUCCCAAAUCAGCAAGUGGCAAGAUACUGAGAAGAGUCCUAAAAGAUGCCAUGAAAAACAUGAAGUAAUAUUUCAUAAAAUAUUUGGUUUAUGCAGGCUUUGGUUUACACAUUAUCAAGGUGCCAAUUGUAAGGGGUUAUUUACACACAAAAAACAUGGUGAUUGAAUCGAGUAGAAUUGACAGCGACAUUAUUCACAACCUUCAAUUGUGAGAUGAGUAGUAGUCAACUACACAUGUACCUGGUAUAUGAUGAAAUAAAACUGGUAUUUUUAAAUAUUUUUCAUUAAUUUGUAAAAGCUUACAACAAUUACAACAAAAAAUAUAUUAUUUAAAAUUAAUUAAACAAAAUAUCCUGGCAAUAUUUCACAAUGUAAGCCCCCUCCCCAAUGAUGCUAUUUUUUGUGGGGUUGAAUAAAGAGAAUUGUAAUCAAUAAA
Saccoglossus kowalevskii is the source of this 1862-nucleotide messenger RNA. RefSeq lists its product as uncharacterized. The record is from RefSeq and is a predicted model, not a curated record. NCBI's taxonomy places the organism in Eukaryota, Metazoa, Hemichordata, Enteropneusta, Harrimaniidae. Gene Ontology annotation, molecular function: CoA-ligase activity.